UUCACUUCACACUAUCACUAGCUGUUCUUCACAUUCGCUAUGGACGCCCAGGAUGAGUAUGAACGCGGCAGCUGUAACAGUCUCGAAAUGUUUGUCAGUGACGAUGAAGAUGAUGGCGAUUAUGAUGGUGAUGGUGAUGGUGAUAGGCCUAUGUACUACGGCCAUAUCCAACCGUAUAGAUUUGAGCCUGUGCCUGAUAAAACAACAACAGCUAACUCCGUUGAGGUGGAAACCCCACAGGCAACCAUGGGUCCAGCUGCUGCAUCACGAAUGGAAAAUAAAGAUUGGUGUCAGUGUGGGCUGUGUGUAGCCAUGCCUACAGAGAGGGAGAGCAUUUGCUGUCGGGAGCAGGAGCUGGUGAAUCAGAAAAUACCAGAUGGAGUCACCUGCAUCACCAGCCAUCACAGCUUCUCUGCGGUGUGCCUCAACGAAGAUGUGUUGAAUGUGGCCUACAUGACCUAUAAGCAGUAUGUCCGUCUGGAUUAUGGGAACAAUUGGAAGAGGUAUACUGCUUAUAGGCAGUUUGUUCGUUGGGUCUACCAUUAUCUGGGCGAAAAAGUCAGAGUUCCCUUACCUGCCUGUGCUGUUGCUAAGAUAAGACAGACAUUUCCCUUGCAACAAGGUCAACAUGUUGGCUUCACUUAUGCUGACUAA
Engraulis encrasicolus (European anchovy) is the source of this 654-nucleotide messenger RNA. RefSeq names its product P2X purinoceptor 7-like. The transcript has 2 exons. The record is from RefSeq and is a predicted model, not a curated record. The coding region runs from base 40 to 654 and encodes 204 amino acids. Lineage: Eukaryota; Metazoa; Chordata; Actinopteri; Clupeiformes; Engraulidae.